Molecule: messenger RNA, 1189 nt
Organism: Drosophila biarmipes
Lineage: Eukaryota; Metazoa; Arthropoda; Insecta; Diptera; Drosophilidae
Product: putative gustatory receptor 59d
Exons: 2
Coding region: 143-1180 (345 amino acids)
Biological process (GO): sensory perception of taste
Cellular component (GO): membrane
Source: RefSeq, a predicted model, not a curated record
UCUAGUAAAACGUUGCCUAGUUAUAUUAUACUAUUUGGGACGUUUGUCUGGAGUGUUGAACUUCGAGAUCGAUCUGAAAACAGGAAGAAGUCGGGUCACCAAACGAGCUACAAUAUCAGCAGCCAUUUCCCACCUGUGUCUGAUGUUGGUUAUGUGGUGUCAGAUGACUAGAACUCGGUUUGUAACUCAAGGAUUGUUUAAAACGAACUCUUUUCAGGGAACUUUGCUAAUUAUUAUGGCGAGCGUUCGGAUGAUUUGUGUUUUGCUAUCUAUGGCUUGUCGGUGGUUUCAACGCCCGAUAUACAUGAAACUAUUUAACUCGAUUUACCGGCUCUAUAGAAAAAAUCCGGAGAUAAUUCGGUACUGCCGUAGGAGCAUCGUAAGCAAGUGCUUUUGUGCAAUAACAUCCGAACUACUUCAGAUUAUAAUUAUUAUUAUAAUAUGUGCAAACCGCCUAAGUUUUUCUGUGGCAUUAAGCAUUUGGUGCGUGUUUUGCUUGACGUCUACAGUAAAUGUUAUUAUAAGCCAGCAUUUUGCAGCCAUAGCCAUAAUUCGGGGACGCUAUACCCUUAUAAAUAAGAAUAUCCGAUCCGCUCUAGCCGACAUUCAACCACUUAUACCCAACAACAGCGGAGUCUUUAUGACCAAAUGUUGCCACCUGGCUGAUAUAUUCGAGGAUAUGGCUCGAGCCCAGUCGCACUUACAAAAGCUCACUGAAUGCUUAUCCAGGACCUAUCGAGUUCAGAUCAUCUGCUUGUUCAUUAUGUACUAUCUAAACCACGCGGGAAUUUGCUACUUUAUGUUCUCUAUAAAAAAAUAUAGUUUGAUAACAACAAAUUGGCCAGGAAUUACUUUAGUUGGUGCCGUAUUACACUUAACAUUUUAUUACUUGGACUGCUGGCUUAACCUGUUUAAUAUCUUCUACCUCAUAGACAGCCAUUAUGAGAUGGUUAAGUUACUGAGUCAACGAACCCUCUUUCAGCCAGGAUUGGAUCAAAGGUUGGAGGCAGUUCUUGAUAGCUUUAUCCUGAACCUGGCCCGCAAUCCAUUUAAGCUUAAUGUUCUUGGCUUAUUUAAGAUCGAUCGUUUGGCAGCAUUUGCUGUGGCGAACUCAUUGCUAACACACUCAAUUCUAUUGAUACAAUAUGAUGUAGAACAUCAUAAAAACUGGAAGAUAUAAAGAACUAAU